ACGCCACGCGCGCUGCUCGGUGUGUUUGUGUUAAGUCUUAUGUAAGACGGGCUGCCUCGUGUUUACAUGGUUAGUUACAGUAGCUGUAACAUGAUUACCCGGGAGCCCUUUAGGUACUGAUGAGGGCGCUGCAGUCAGCUUGGGAAUUUGAUCAGAUCAGUGAAUUUGAUCAGAAUGCGUUAUCAAUAUGCAGUCAGCAAAGCACGAGCCUGCAACUUUGGAGAGGCCAUAACUGUAUUAAUGCACGUUAGUUGAGAAUAUACACACAUUUACAUUUAAAAUGAUCCAUUUAGCAUGUUGAGAUGGGAAUACAGUCCCAGGACCGCGUAUGUGGGACACCAGCUGUAACUGCUUUUGCAGAAUUGAAGUUCUUGAAUUAGCUAUGAGUUAAUUAAGUUGCAUAGGCUAACCUGCUCUGACUGGUUAAUCGUCUGCAAACGAUGUCCAUAUUGAAACCCGUGUUAGUGCCAGAAAUGACUUGUCAUCGUUUAAAAAGAAGCAUGUUACUGUGCACACCACAGUUCAGCUGCGCGUGACCCACUGGCUGCCCGCCCCAGACCUGUAGGGUCCGACAACGUGUAGCUUUCACGCGGGGCCUGUGUCAGUUUGGUGUUAGUUAACCUAUGUCACGUAAGGCUGUUACAGUUCCGGCUUGUGGAACUUCUUCUCCAAGUUUGUGAUAUGCGUGAACAUUCGGACACGCUCACAUUAGCGUUCGGACAUGUGAAAGGCAUCGCGUGUUUUUAAAGCUGCACCCCGUGUCUCUUUAAAGCUUUGGACCCAUGUGUCUUCAGAACAAAUCAGCACGAUGUGAGGACCUCCCCUGACAGCUCGUGCUGAGUUUUAUUUAGCUGCUUCGUGGAGUGCCAACAGAAAGCGCUCUUAUUGCGAGCAAACACAGCAAUGUUUAUGUUCCGGUCGCACGGCUGUUAGGAAAGUCUCCACCUCGUCAUGGAACUGAGUUGGUGAGUGGUGGCUCUGUGGUCAGUGCGGAGGCAGUAUGGGAUCAUGUGACCAUGGCAGAGCGUGAGUUGGCCUUCAAGGCUGGCGAUGUCAUCAAGGUGUUGGACGCGUCCCACAGAGACUGGUGGUGGGGGCAGAUCGAUGACGAGGAAGGAUGGUUCCCUGCCAACUUCGUCAGGGUGGACCCCAGCUCCACCCAACCUCCACCCAAACACCAGCUUUUGUACAUCAACCCCGUGGUCGUCCCACGCUGUCCCAACGCCCCAGCCAAGCUGUGGGCGAACCAGGAGGACAGUACAGCAGUGGAACCAGCAGAGGGCAGUAGCGAGGUACAGAACGGCCACGGUGAGGCCAGUCCCAACCCCAGCACAGACUGCCUGUGUCUGGGCCAACCUCUGCAGAACCGCAACCAGAUGAGAGCAAAUGUCAUCAAUGAGAUUAUGAGCACAGAGAGACACUACAUCAAACACCUGAAGGACAUCUGUGAGGGGUAUCUGAAACAGUGCAGGAAGAGGAGAGACAUGUUUAAUGAUGACCAGUUGAAGGUGAUCUUUGGGAACAUCGAGGACAUUUACAGAUUUCAGCUGGGCUUCGUCAGAGACCUGGAGAAACAGUUCAACACAGAAGAGCCUCAUCUCAGCGAGAUUGGGCCCUGUUUCCUGGAGCAUCAAGAUGGUUUUUGGAUCUACUCCGAGUACUGUAACAACCACGUGGACGCCUGUAUGGAACUAACACGCCUCAUGCGGGAUGGGCGGUACCAGCACUUCUUUGAAGCAUGCCGAUUGGUCCAGCAAAUGAUUGACAUCGCUAUUGAUGGCUUUCUGCUCACUCCAGUGCAGAAGAUCUGCAAGUAUCCACUCCAACUGGCAGAGCUGCUGAAAUACACUGUACAGGAACACAGUGAUUACCGGUACGUUGCUGCAGCUCUGGCCGUAAUGAGAAAUGUAACACAACAGAUUAAUGAGCGAAAACGAAGACUUGAGAACAUUGACAAAAUUGCCCAAUGGCAGGCCUCCGUACUGGAUUGGGAGGGUGAUGAUGUCCUGGAUAGGAGUUCUGAGCUGGUCUACACGGGAGAGUUGUCCUGGAUCUAUCAGCCCUAUGGGCGGAGCCAAACACGAGUGUUCUUCCUAUUUGACCACCAGAUGGUCAUCUGCAAGAAGGAUCUAAUCCGGCGAGACAUUCUGUACUACAAGGGCCGGAUCGACAUGGACCGCUACGAAGUCGUGGACGCCAUCGAUGGACGCGACGACGACUUUAAUGUUAGCGUGAAGAACGCUUUCAAACUCAGCAACAGGGACUCAGACGAAAUCCACAUUUUCAUUGCCAAGAAACUGGACGAGAAGCUGCGCUGGUUACGAGCAUUCCACGAGGAACGCAAGAUGGUCCAGGAGGACGAGAAGAUAGGGUUUGAAAUCUCCGAGUACCAGAAGAGGCAAGCAGCUCUCACAGUGCGCAGAGUCACCAAGCAGAAAGGUACGGGGCGCUCUGCUCCUCCUGCCUAUCCUCCUCCCCUGGACCCCGUGCCCGCGGGCCAGUACCUGCUGCCUGACGCGUACGAGUAUGGACAUAAACGCAGUGCGCCGCCCUUCUGGCACAACAUCACCCGUCUGGCACCCUUUAAGAAAUAACAGCGCCGCAUGUGUGUCUGGAACUCACACACACACUGAGAGGCACGAUGACUGGUGUCAAGGCCGUGGGCGCCCACACACACACGCUCUCACACACACACACACACACACACACUCUCUCAUACACACACACACACACACACAGACUGCUGGAGAGGGAACAGCUGGGCUUCUUCUGCUUCUCCCGCUACACAGCUUGGGCCGGACCACAGGCGCCCCUACAGGCCAGCCUGCACUGAACAAUAAACAUUACAUACUUCACUAUAGAGACACACAUACACACACAAAUAUAUGUACGUGUGUGUGUGUGUGUGUGUGUGUGUGUGUUCAAAUUAUAGUUAAGUACAGAGCACACAGUGUACUUCACUACAGUUUUGAAUAACUUUAUAUAUAUACACACACACACACACACACACACACACACGUCCCACACAUAUAUAUUAUAUAACAUUUAUAAAACCCACACACACAUGAUGUAUCAUAAUUCUUUACACUUGUGCAUCCCUUUGGAAACCAAACCACUGCCCCCACAGCCUUCCUGAGUCCUGGACUAGGGUUUCACGUCGUUACACACUCCUGGACUGGGGUUUCACAUCGUUACACACUCCUGACUCCUGGACUGGGGUUUCACAUCGUUACACACACAUUCCUGAAUCCUGGACUGGGGUUUCACAUUGUUACACACUCCUGACUCCUGGACUGGGGUUUCACCUCCUUACACACUCCUGAAUCCUGGACUGGGGUUUCACAUCGGUACACACUCCUGACUCCUGGACUGGGGUUUCACAUCGGUACACACUCCUGACUCCUGGACUGGGGUUUCACAUCGGUACACACUCCUGACUCCUGGACUGGGGUUUCACAUCGGUACACACUCCUGACUCCUGGACUUGGGUUUCACAUCGGUACACACUCCUGACUCCUGGACUGGGGUUUCACAUCGGUACACACUCCUCACUCCUGGACUGGGGUUUCACAUCGGUACACACUCCUGACUCCUGGACUGGGGUUUCACAUCGGUACACACUCAGUGUUUUGUCUCCUCAGACCUUCAAAUGAAGAACCAUUUUCAUGUUAAAGAGAAAAUGAGAGCUGACCAAACCCUGAGUGAUCCCAGCCCAGUGCAGCUCUGCAGGCCUUCUGUUGUCCAUGCACUGUGACUCUUUGGGCAUUUCUCUCUCAUACUGCAUCACCUGUCUGUAAAGGUUUUCAGGAGCUUCUGUCCCACUCAACCCUCCCGUCUUCUGCUUCUCUUGUUUUGGUGACUUUCUCAGUGAAUUAUUUAUUCUGUCUUCAUUCACAAAUAUUCUGCAUGAAAACACAUCACAGGUAUUUUUUUUUAAUCUGUGCGAUUAUAUUCUUAUGGGCUAAAGUUAUGAAAAAGUACAAAAGAAUGCACCGCCCACCAUCCCACAGGAAUGGUACCAGGAGCUGUGAAGCGUGAUGUGACCCAGGUUGGUGUGUGUGUGUGUGUGUGGGGGGGGGGGUGUUCGGUUUAUUUGCACGGCGCUGUGUUUAUGUUCAGCUCACCAGGUCUAAACACGGCUACAGGAACCCUAGAGCAACUUGCCUUCUGUCAUUCUGCCAGUAACCUAUACCCAAUGUUCCUGAACGCCACACCAGACUUCAGUCCAGUUUAAAUGCCUAAUUAUUCUAAUGUUAAUUAUCUAAUUAUUUCUGUUCCUUUCCAGUAUUGUGCCAAAUCUUCCCAAAAACAGGCAAACUGGCAUGAAUGUUACCAGAUCUGUUUGAAAUGGAACCCAGCUAACCCUGACCUUGACCCUGACCCUAUCUGUCUAAACCUAACCUUAACCCUAACCCUGACCUUGACCCUGACCCUAUCUGUCUAAACCUAAC
This is a messenger RNA of Electrophorus electricus (electric eel), 4451 nucleotides long. NCBI's taxonomy places the organism in Eukaryota, Metazoa, Chordata, Actinopteri, Gymnotiformes, Gymnotidae. The record is from RefSeq and is a predicted model, not a curated record.